UAAAAUAAAGUGGCUCGCUUUCAUAUAUCGUAAAUUAUACCAAAUAAGACAAAAUUCGAUUUUUCGCUAUCGCAUCGGCUCCCCGCUUACUAAUAUCUACUAACUUAUCUUAUCACUUACACUUAACAUUACGCGGCAGGCAACAUUAAUCAGUCGUAAUCCAGUAAGUGGAACAGAAAGAUGCGUUUGUUGUGUCUCAAAUUUGCUAUUCUAUCGCUAACAUGUCUAAGCCUAACAGCCGUACAUGGCCACGGCGAUGACGAAUUUCUUUAUGGUACGUUUCCGGAGGGUUUCAUGUGGGGUCUAGCAACAUCGGCCUAUCAGAUUGAGGGAGGAUGGGAAGCUGACGGAAAGGGUCCAAAUACUUGGGACUUUUGGUCGCAUCAAAAUGGGGGAGCGAAUAUUGACGAUUCUAAAAAUGGAGAUGUGGCGUGUGAUUCAUACAAUAAAUAUUUAGACGAUGUCAGGCUUCUUAAAAGCAUGGGAGCCGACUUCUAUCGCUUUUCUUUAUCCUGGUCUCGAAUUGUUCCAACCGGUCGAGUGGCAGAUGGAGUAAGUCUCCCUGGGAUUGACUACUACAACCGACUUAUCGACGCUCUGCUAGCAGAAGAUAUAGUCCCGUUCAUUACACUUUAUCACUGGGACACACCACUAGGAGUUCAAAAUGAUGGCGGCUGGCUGAACGAUACAAUUGUUGAUCAUUUUGCUGACUAUGCUAGAGUAACCUACGAGGCGUUCGGAGAUCGAGUCAAGUGGUGGUUGACCUUCAAUGAACCUCACGUUUUUUGUCUGGCUAACUGGAAUUACGGAGAACAGGACCCAUUCGAACAACCACCAAGGCAACAGUAUAUCUGCGCUCACAAUGUUGUAAAAUCUCAUGCAAAGGCAUGGAGAAUAUACGAUGAAGAAUAUAGACAGACGCAGCAGGGAAAAAUGGGAAUCACUUUAAAUUGCGAUUGGUCAGAGCCGAAAGAUCGAAGCGAUCCAGAGCAUCUGGAGGCAAUGGAGAGAUCGGUUCAAUUUCGAUAUGGCUGGUGGGCCAAUCCACUUACGAGAGGCGAAUAUCCAAAAGUUAUGAGAGAUCUGGUAGAUGCUAAAAGUGAACCGGGACAAUCGAGACUACCCACAUUUGAUCCUGAGUGGACACGGAUUAUUAAUGGAACUUUGGAUUUUCUUGGUCUAAACCACUACAGCACCCAUUACGUUUUACCGUCGGAUGGCACAAAUCGUGGACUUGACGGUGACGCCAACAUACGAACCGAAGGUGAUUCAUCGUGGGAUCGUAAUGGUAUUGGUUGGUCUGUUGUGCCGUCGGGCUUUAGAAAUAUCAUAACGUGGGUGUCGAAGCAAUACUCGUUGCCAGUCUAUAUUACUGAGAACGGAUACGGUGGCAGUGAGGACGAAAAGUUAGACGAUACUGGUCGUCAAAACUAUUACAGACUGUAUAUCAAUGAAGUUCUCAAAGCAAUUGAGUGUGAUGGAGCUGACGUCAGGUCAUACACUGCUUGGUCUCUGAUGGACAAUUAUGAAUGGACAAUGGGAUACACUGCACGGUUUGGUGUUCAUUAUGUUGACUUUGAAGAUGCUAACAGAACUAGAACUCCGAAAGAGUCAGCACUUCAACUGACAAAAAUCUUUGCCGAAAACGGAUUUCCACAACCGUCUUCAGCAGUGAGUGGUUUACCAAAUCUAUUCAUUCUCUUCAUUGGUUUGGUCCCGUAUGUUCUCUACUUUUUUAAUCGACCAACUAAUUGAAUGUUCAAAAGUAGUUGACUGGAUGGGAAAUACAAAAAUUUUAAUAGGACAAUACCACAGAAUUCUCUUCAAUACGAAUCGUCUAAGCAACAUGCGUUGAAUGCAUGAUACCUACUUUGACAAAGUGAGAUAGCACAGCCCAAUUUUGAAGAGUUUUUUUAUUUCCACAUUUUCGGUUUCGAGAGAAAUAAUGUUUUGGCUUGUAAAAUACGA
This is a messenger RNA of Bradysia coprophila, 1968 nucleotides long. Its product is annotated as myrosinase 1-like. Gene Ontology annotation, molecular function: beta-glucosidase activity. NCBI's taxonomy places the organism in Eukaryota, Metazoa, Arthropoda, Insecta, Diptera, Sciaridae. The record is from RefSeq and is a predicted model, not a curated record. Gene Ontology annotation, biological process: carbohydrate metabolic process.